UUUCUCUUCGCGGUGUUGAUUCGAGUAGAGUUAGAAUAAGUUGCUAUGUGGUUUUGAGUUAAAUUUAAAACAAAUAAAUUUUGUCAAAAUUAACGUAGUGUUAAAUUAUUCGUUUUGUUAAUAUUAGCCUUUGAUUACACAAAUAUCAACAAAAAUUUUAAACUCUAUUGCUGAAAAAAAGUAAGAUUUCAAAAUGACGUAUCGCUUUGGAUCUAUUAACUUGACGCGCUGGCAAUUGGCUGUUUUACUUGGUACGCCGGUUCUGGUGGGCGUUGGUAUAUACUUUGUCAACAGAGCUAAGAGUUCUGAUAAGAAGUCGCGCCGGCGCCUGACAUCUUCAAUUGAAACUGAAGAUGAUGCGUCUAAUGCUGUAAGCUCUGAAAGUACUGAUGCUAAAAAUGAAGAACCGCAUAUGACACCUAUCGAAGUGGCAAACAGUUUAAAGAACAUGGGUAAUGCUUGUUAUCGCAAAGGUAAAUAUGAUGAAGCUAUUGCGUUUUAUGAACAAGCAAUAGCUAAUUGCCCAGAAACGAAUACCACCGACAUGGCCAUAUUUUACCAAAAUCGUGCUGCAGCUUAUGAAAUGCUUCAAAAAUAUGCUGAUGUUAAAGAAGACUGUACUCAUUCAAUAGAGUACAACCCACGUUAUGCUAAGGCCUAUUUCCGUCGUGCGAAGGCAUACGAGGCAACCAACCAAUUACGUGACUGUCUUGAUGACAUCACUGCUACAUGCAUCCUUGAAAUGUUCCAGAAUAAUAGCACUAUUGUUUAUGCUGAUCGUAUACUACAGCAAACUGGCAGAGAGGAUGCAGAGAAAGCUAUGGUGAAUCGUGUUGCUAUACUGCCUUCGCAGGGUUUUAUUAACAUAUAUUUGCGCUCAUUUGUUAAUGAUCCAGUUCAAAACUUUGUUGUGCCAUUAUCUACAAUGGCAGAAGAUGCGGAUGGUUUCUUGCGUGCAAGGAUUGCUUUGGAUAAAGAAGAGUAUUACGACAUCAUACCUGCUUGUACAGAGGAAAUUGAAAGAUCUGAGUCAGAAUCUCUAUUCAAAUCUGAAGCAUUAUUGUUGCGCGGUACGUUCCAUCUCUUGUCCGGAAAUUUCGAAGAGACCCACCAGGAUUUUAAUGAGAUUAUUAAUAGUGAUAUUGCUGAUAUAGCAAUCCGUCAAUAUGCAUUUAUUAGGCGUGCUUCAUUGUUUAUUCAAUUGGAACAGAAAACUCUUGGUUUGGCCGAUUAUUUGCAAGCUGAGCAGCUAGAUCCCAAUAAUCCUGAUGUAUAUCAUCAACGUGCCCAGGUGUAUAUAUUAAUGGAUCAGUUGAGCGAGGCUCUUGUUGAAUUCAAAAAAGCUGUUAAACUGGCACCAAAUCAUGGUAUGGCAUUAAUUCAGAAGUGUUAUGCUGAGUAUAGACAGUCUUUACUCUCGCAAAAUCAUUUACGUCUUGCUACGGUCAUUGAUGAUUUUAGAGUUGCUAUUGAGAAGUUCCCAACAUGCAUUGAAUGUUACAGUUUAAUGGCUCAGGUUUUGACUGAUCAGCAACAGUUUUUGCAAGCUGAUGAGUAUUAUGCUAAAGCUCUUACAUUGGCACCAAAACAUGCAUCGCUUUACGUACAUCGUGGCAUUUUGUAUUUGCAAUGGAAGGGCGAUGUGGAUAACGCAGUACAAUUCAUGAACCGUGCCAUUGAAAUAGACGAUAAAUGCGAAUUGGCUUAUGAGACUCUUGGUACUAUUGAAGUUCAACGCGGUAAUUUGACAAAAGCCAUUGAGCUGUUCACCAUGGCAACCAAAUUGGCCAAGACUAAGGCUGAGAUGUGUCAUCUGUUUUCUCUUCGUAAUGCAGCGAUCGCUCAAGUAAAUGUGACCACUAAGUUAGGUAUUGAUAUGUCAACAAUAUCUACAUUUGCUCAAAUUAAUAAUCAAUCAUUCAAUCCAGCACCAGUUAACAGUACAAACUAAAUCCAAGACUCAAAAAUUUUAAUUUCACUCACUUUGACCCUUAACUGCUCUUGAUAGUCAAUUUAAUUUGGAUGGUAUAGAACGAACAUUUUGUAUUUUAUGUUUUACGCGAGUGUAUCAAAUAUUUCUGCAUAAUUAAAUGAUAAAAAUUUUAAUGUCAAAAUUAUUUGCAAAUCUAUAUAUAAAAUUCAUUUAAUACACGCUUCUAUCUUUAGUUUUAUAAAAAUAUGCGUGCAUAUGAUUUUGUAUAUAUAUAGAAUUGCAAAUGGUGUACAAAAAUCUUUAAUCAUAAAUUGAAACAGUGAUUAUGUAGAAAAUUAUAUAUAUGUCGGAAUAAAAAAACUGUUCAAAAUUAAAUUGUAUAAAAUGAGCAUUAUAAAUUAGCAUUACAUAAAUAGCAAUAAUUAAAAAUGUUCAUACAUCAUACCA
Teleopsis dalmanni is the source of this 2380-nucleotide messenger RNA. It is a transcript of the gene Tom70, whose product is annotated as mitochondrial import receptor subunit TOM70. The record is from RefSeq and is a predicted model, not a curated record. Gene Ontology annotation, molecular function: protein binding. The transcript has 3 exons. Lineage: Eukaryota; Metazoa; Arthropoda; Insecta; Diptera; Diopsidae. The coding region runs from base 194 to 1951 and encodes 585 amino acids.